Messenger RNA from Spizellomyces punctatus DAOM BR117, 2075 nucleotides. RefSeq lists its product as uncharacterized. Lineage: Eukaryota; Fungi; Chytridiomycota; Chytridiomycetes; Spizellomycetales; Spizellomycetaceae. The record is from RefSeq and is a predicted model, not a curated record. The transcript has 4 exons. The coding region runs from base 1 to 1944 and encodes 647 amino acids.
AUGACACCUAUCCCGUUGCGGCAUCCUAUGCCAUUCGUUCCCUUCCUCGAAAAUGAUGUCUACCAGUAUAAUGUGUGGCAAUUUCAUAAGGUUCAUGUAGAAGAACACGAGGAGGCCGAGCGAUUCGAGGUUGCAGUAUAUCUGUGGCAUGAAGGUCUGAAACUCUUACGGAAUAGAGAUCCGUAUUGCGUGCAGCUUUUCGGAGAUGCGCUCACAAAGUGGUUCCGCGUUCUUGACCCAUAUGAGCCAAGCUACGUAGAAAACUACGACCUCCUCACUAGCUUUGUGACGCAACAACUCUCAGAGGGACCAGCUACUUUAGAUGCAUAUACUUCAACACGUCAAGUUCCGGUCUUCAAACCCCGUUGUAGCAUUGAGCGAGCCAGGGUCGACAUUUAUCCUAAAACUCUGGACGCCCACUGGCAGGAACUGGAGGGUUAUGGAGAAGAGGAUCAGGCGGCAGAGGAUUCAGAGGAUGAUCUACUUGAUACAAAUGAGAUUCUUGAGCAAAUGAAGAAGCGAAAUCAAGUUCGUGAAGCAUUGCUAGAACUUCGAGUCGAUGAAGAAGGCGGAGGCGAUGGUACCGGAUGGAACGAAAUGGUGCAUGACGUGUCAGUUAUCCACUAUCACACAGAGGAGAAUAAAUCUUGGGACGACAAUGAGCGGACAGGCGAAGUCCAAGACACCACCACAUCGGCCGCGGGUGAGACUCAACCAUUACAAAGAACAUUGGACGCUGCGCGGGAAACGACUAUCUCCAAAACAUCCGAUAUUGCUACCAAUCCAUCCAUCUCUAGAGUCUCCACUCAGCCCGAUGCUACCGUUACAGCAGCAAAUGCCCCAACAAAGACUUCUGCGGAGAUUGAAGAAGAUAAGCGACGCACUUUUGCCUUCAACGCCAAGCUCGUCUCGGCGUUCAUGACCACCCCUUCGACCCCGCAUCCUCCGACUCGAAAGAACCAGAUUUUACAUGUUCUGGAGAACCUCUAUGACUGCAAGAAUAUCAAACAUCCGGCAUUCCGAUAUGGAUCCUUUGACUUUUGGAGCGGCAUCUUUCACCUGGAACUGGAUGAUCUUGACGCUGCUUCGGAGCACUUUCAUGCCGCCGUGACAUCGGACAAGUGGCUUAAACCCAACCGCUGGUUGCGUAACACUUUGGGUAUUGAUGCAGUUGGACCGGUUGGACGUUACAGACAUAAGUAUCAGUACGAUGCAGAACUCGGCCUGGCCAUCGUAGCCAUGCGAGAGGGUUUCAGGCAGCUCGGUUGCUCCCAGAAUCGCCCGUCAUCGGCAGAUUGGGAAUAUCAAGAUCUUCAGGCGCUAGCGCGAUUGGGAGGCGAUUUUCUAAAUGAGGGAAUUUACAGGCUUAACCGGUUUCUGGCAACUGCCCCCGGCCAUUCAGAAUACCUUCCAACCGGAGAAUGUUGGAUGAUUGCGUUGAAAGCGGCACAACUGGAGAUUGCCCUUGAAAAAAGUGAUCCGUCUGACACCAUUAUUAAAGAUCUGGCCGAGAAAAUUACAUGUCACCGUGCCCGCCUCAACGAAGCCGUCAACAUGCAGAGUUGCUGGUCUCCCCGCCAGACCACGAAAACUCGAGAAUUCAGAACUGCAAUGUCUUGCUUGCAGUUGGUUGCAUCGCAUUCUCUUGCACAAGGCCCAAAUCCAAGUCAAUGGCACCCCUUUCUGCAUGACUGCAGCUGUUCCAAUUCAAAAUGCAAGCGGAUUAUGCAGAUUUCUCAGCAACAUGUGCGGGUUGUCAUUCAUCAAGAGGGGGAGGAAAUCGUAACCCGACCGUGGAAUUCAAACCUGGAUGCUUUGAUCCAUUGUCCACUCUGUGGAGUAGCAAAAUACUGCUCUGUUGAGUGCAUGAACGAGCACAAGGCGGGGCAGCACAGGGUCUUUUGCAAGAUGGUUUUGGAACGGCGAUCUAUGGUUGGAAAUUAAGUAUCAGCUUGCAGGACGGUUUCAACAUUGUGGGUGGUCAAAGCGAUGCUUGCAUGACUUUUAUUUUGCUGUUUAUGGCUGUUGAUAGGUUGUUUUGCUGUAUCGUAUAUCACAUAAACCUUUAAGGAAAG